AUGUACCGUCGCCAAUUAAGCAACUUAAAUAAUCAACCCCAUUUCGAACUUUCUUCAAACAAACAGAAUGGAUAUGCUGGACUCGAGAUGACCUCCAAGAUGGCAACUGUUCAAAAGAACAAGGAAGGAUUCACUCCAAGACAAGUCAAGGCUGCGAUGGAAGCGAGAAGUGCCAUGCAUAUACUCAAUGCUCCAAGCAUCAAAAGUCUGAAAUAUGCAAUCCGAUCUGGUCUCAUCAAGAACUGUCUUAUCACCAAAGAAGCGAUCAACCAUGCCAAAGCAAUCUUCGGACCUGACGCCUCUACAUUGAAAGGCAAGUCAACAAGACCAACUCCGAAGAAGACGUACGACAACUUCUUCAGUCCACCAGAGGAAUUAUAUCAGCACAAUCGAUCUACUACCGUCUGUAUUGAUCACAUGGAGAUCGAGAAUGCUAAGUUUCUCACCUGCAUCGAUACCACUGUGCGAUAUUGCUCAUGUAUUCCCGUGCAGAACCUGAAGACUGACCCUGUAUUUGAAGCAUUGGAUGUAAUAUUCCGCCCCUAUAACAAGGUAGGCUUUCAAGUCAAGAUGAUCAAGUGUGAUUGGAUUUCAUUCCUCUCAUGGAUGAUGUACUAG
Molecule: messenger RNA, 618 nt
Organism: Cylindrotheca closterium
Lineage: Eukaryota; Bacillariophyta; Bacillariophyceae; Bacillariales; Bacillariaceae
Source: the annotation of a GenBank genome assembly